Seriola aureovittata is the source of this 872-nucleotide messenger RNA. It is a transcript of the gene npvf, whose product is annotated as neuropeptide VF precursor. Gene Ontology annotation, biological process: neuropeptide signaling pathway; negative regulation of gonadotropin secretion. NCBI's taxonomy places the organism in Eukaryota, Metazoa, Chordata, Actinopteri, Carangiformes, Carangidae. The transcript is spliced from 3 exons. The coding region runs from base 46 to 672 and encodes 208 amino acids. Gene Ontology annotation, molecular function: signaling receptor binding. The record is from RefSeq and is a predicted model, not a curated record.
UAAGUAGGAAGAAGGGAAUGUGUCCUGUUGCUGUCCUGGGAGAAGAUGUCUCUUGCUGUUAACAUGUCGACCACAAUGUUUCUGUCAGCGCUCCUGAUGCUGGGAGGUCUUGGAGGGGCCACAGCAUCUGACCUCCAGGUCUAUGGGAAAUUAAUCCACAGUGAUAAGACAUUGCUGAGCAGCGAAGACGGAAGACACACUGUGAGGAAACAGCCGCACCAACAAACAAAUAGUGAAAUCCGCAGGAGUUUGGAUCUCGAGAGCUUCAACAUGCAUGUGACCCCGACCACCAGCAAGAUCAGCCUCCCGUCCAUCAUCAAGCUCUACCCGCCCACAGCCAAACCUGUCCACAUGCACGCCAACAUGCCCAUGCGCUUUGGAAGAGAGAGCGAUCCUGGUGAUGACAGGGCACCAAACUCAAACCCCAACAUGCCCCAGAGGUUCGGACGGUCCUGGGAGGUGAUUCGAAUGUGUGCCGAGUGUCCUGAUAUCAGAGAAGCACCAAACCCAGCGCUGCCUGAGCGAUUAGGGAGAAAUAGUCCUUUCUGGAUCCUCCUGAGAACUCUGGCCAGUGAACAGUUAUUUAACACUGGCUUGCGCUGGGCUGAGGAUUUCGACUUUACAACCAGCUCAGAAGAGGUGGAGAUGGAAGAAAAAACCUUUAAAGGAUGAAAGGGGCUGCACAGGCCUACAAUCAGGUCUACUAUAGCAUGUAAAUAUCAAAAUAUCAAAUUGUUUUUACUGUAAAGACAAAUGUUUUAAAGUUGAAUGUUAAAAAAAGCCUAGUGAGUCCAAUGAUUGAAAUUCUUUAGUCCCUUUAACAUAGUUAUAUUAUUGUGAUGGAAAACACAUCUUAAAGAAUGAUAAUAAAA